AUGGGAGCUGGACAAAUCGGUGGCAUUGCCACGUUGUUGGAUAUUGAUUUUCAAAAUGCCGCUGGUUUUCAAGGAGUACCAGCACAGUCGACAGAAGGACAGUUCGUUAUACAUUAUUUAUCUCACGCGAUGUUAUUCUGCGUGGGCGCACUGAUCGAGCCCCAUGUGGUUCUGACGCCUGCAAUAUGCGUUUUUGGGGAGAAAUAUAAGUUCUUCGUGUAUGCCGGCACACAUAGGUUCCUAGAAGGCUUAGGAAUAACGAGGCAGGUUCAACAUCUUUGCAUUCAUAAAGGUUACAACCAUACAGCGCGAUGGAUGCAGUGUUCUCCCGAUAACCUUGCACUUCUAGUAUUAAACCAGCAGUUUUUCUUUCACAAACGAGAACCAGGUACUACUUAUGUAUUGAACAGAGUGCGGUACGGUGUAACGGUGGACUUGGAUAAAAGAAUUGGUGACCCCACUUGCCAUUAUUUUGGAUGGGGCAGCAGGCGCAACGGCUACCUGAUCCCACUUCUGAUAGACCUGUUAAGGGUGGACGUCACCUUACUACCGCCGGAACACUGCCUUGAGAUGUGGAAUUAUAAAAACAAAUAUCUUUGUAUACAACAGCCUCCUUGCAAGGAUGACAUGGGAAGCGUCCUCGUUUGUUCUGGUUACGCCCAGGGCAUGAUGACGUCACGGUUGAUAGAUCGGCCUUGCGGCGUCGGCUUCAUCGACCUCAGUCAGUACACCAAGUUCCUGACCUGCGGCGUGGAUGACUCCCGGGAUGUGAUUGACCAAGACGAGUUCAUGUCUUUCGAUUUCCAUACAAUGAAACCACCGUCAACACCAGCACUUGCUACGGCCGUCAUUUCAAACGAAACAGAGACGUGA
Molecule: messenger RNA, 873 nt
Organism: Leptosia nina
Lineage: Eukaryota; Metazoa; Arthropoda; Insecta; Lepidoptera; Pieridae
Source: the annotation of a GenBank genome assembly